AUGCAAUCGCUUUUACGUUCGCCGCCCCGACGACCGUCUCCACUUCGGUCGUCGGCGCGGAUCGCCGCCCGCAGGGCGGCGGCACCUGCAGCGGCCGGGGUCAUUGAUGCAGCCCCUCUUCCUUGGGAAUCGGCCGGAAACGACCCGGCAGGCUCGCCGUUUGACGGCGGCGGCCAGUCAUUUGCAAGCCCGCCGUCUUCUGUGCUGCUGCGGCGCUCCUCCGGCCGGCAGCCUGGCGCGCAACCACCGCUGCGGCAGCCGCCCGCCGCCAAUGACGCCGGGACGCGAGCGGGCUCUGCAGCGGGCGAGCUCUGCAGCGCCCCAGAAAUAGAGCCAGCAGAUUCACCUCGUGGCUCUAUCAGCCUCGCUGCAGCAGCGCAGGUUCCUACAGAUCUUUCAGAGCUGCGCGCCCGUGCGUCACAGCGCCGCAGCGCCCGUUUCGAUGCCCCAGCCGAGGCAGAGGGCGCGACUGGCAGACUGGAAGCCCUGCUGUCAACAUACCUGGACCAGAUAAACGACAAGUUUACCGCCAUGCAGGUGCAGCACGACGAUGUGCGGGCAGCGGUGGCGGACCUGCUGCGGCAGUCGCAGGCAGCGGACACCAUAUUCCCAAGCGGCCCCGCGUUUGGCCCCACGCCAGCUGAGGCGGCUGGGCGGAGCCCGCCGGCCAGGCCGCCCGCGUCUCCGCAGCAGCAACACGCCCCGGUGCACUCAGCUGCACGUCAAGGCACGGGCCAACCGCCGCCACCGCCCCCUCGCGGCACCGGCCGCGUUGUGCCCGGGCUAUUCGGCGGCUGUGCCGCGCAGCAGUCCUCGUGUUCGGUGCCGGCAACCCCGCCCGCCUCUGCGGCCGCAGCGGAUGCGGCGGCAGCAGCCAAUGCGGCGGCCGCAGCGGCGGAGGCCGGGGCGGCGGCUGUUGCGGCGGCAGUCGCACAGACCUCAUCGGGGCUGGGCGAGCUCCCGCCACCCUCCCUCCUGGCUCAGACUUACCUAAUCCAGGAGCUCUACCACCGGGCCAUCUUUGAGGCCCAGGCAGCUGCGUCGCAGCUAGUGCCCGCUCCGGGCGCUGCGGAGCGCGUUAUUACGCUCCGCCGCGACCUUGCCAACCGCAUGCGGCAGCUCGAAGCGGGCCAGUCCGUCAUGACGGCUGACGACGCAGUGAAAAUUCACACACGUCUUACUGGCCGGGCCCCCACCCAGCCGCAGCAGCAGCUGCAGCAGCAGCCGCAGCAGCAGCCGCUGCAGCAGCAGCUGCACCACCUGCAGCAGCAAGUGCUGCAGCUGCUGCAGCAGCAGCAGCAUCCGCCAAGCACGCCACGGCGCAUGUCGCAGCAGCCGCCGCCACCACCACGGCAACCAAUGCUGUCGCCCCUGGCGGGCCUUCUUGGCCCCGGCGAGUUGUGCGAUAUCAACAAUAGCAAUAUUGGGCAACGGUGCCCGUCUGUUGCCCACCUCGCCGCGUCCGGCCUCGGUGGCGCUGAAGCCUUUCUUGGCGCAGCGGCCCCCACCCUGGCAGGUGGGCUGGGCGCCAUGCAGGGGUACUCGCGGGUGGCCGGGGGAGGGCUCCCCGACCAAGACGCCAUAAUUCAGGCGGGCCUCGCCAUGGGCCGCACUGCCACCACAUAUAUCCACGACCCGCCGCCGGCGAAUGCCCAGAUGGUGGCAGCGGCGGCGGCGCGUGGCCGCACUUUCUCGUUUGAGACGCCGCCGUACAUAGAGGAUUGCGCACUUCCCGGCGGCGGCAUCGAGCCACGGCGCACCUUAGAUUUAUACCAGGAUCUCUCUGAUCCAUCGCGGGUGUCAUAUAGAAUUAGGCGCCCCGCCGCGCGCAAGUCCCUCGCCGCCAUGCUGCGCGAGGUGCCCCACCUACCCGCGUGGGCCUCGGCCUUUGUGCCGUGGACCGCGCAAAUGUGCCUGCUGCGCUUCCUGGACCCCACCAGCGCGCUCGAUUGCUGGGAAUUAGGCACUUUCUUCCAUCGCUGGUACCGAAUCGGGGUGAAAUACACCGAAGUCGGCGAGUGGGGGCAGUUUUUACUGCUUCAGCAGGCCGCGCUGCUGGCUAAGGCCAACAGCAGCGCCUCGUGGUCAGCGCAUGACGGCUUCAUCACGCUAGAGCUGGCCGCCCGUUACGCCGCCGAGACUGCUGCGGCCGCGAUCACGCCGCGCUCGGCUGGCACGGCCAGCGGCGGCGGCGGCGCGGCUGGCGGUGGUGGCGGCGGCCG
This is a messenger RNA of Monoraphidium neglectum, 2222 nucleotides long. RefSeq lists its product as hypothetical. The transcript has a single exon. The annotation marks the transcript as partial. The record is from RefSeq and is a predicted model, not a curated record. NCBI's taxonomy places the organism in Eukaryota, Viridiplantae, Chlorophyta, Chlorophyceae, Sphaeropleales, Selenastraceae.